AUGGGUGCCACACGGGCGCUUGUUACAGACGGCACUGACGUUCCGAUCAACGGGUUCAAGCUCCGCAUUCGAGUGCGACACCCCACAAAACUCGACCACCUCUCGAGUUCGACACACUCUAUCAUACUAGGUGAGAGGAGAAGAGAAGUGAGUUUCCUCGCCAUUGUAAGGGCGGGAUACAAGUAUGGAGACGGUGUUGGGACCAUUAACCAUGACGGUGAAGCAACGGCGGGUUCCCCGCGGGCGUCGACCAUGGAAGCUAGGCUCGCGCGUAAAGUACUGGUUGCGAGUCUACAUGGAAGCAAGAAAAAGAUGGGUAUGAAUUAG
Coprinopsis cinerea okayama7#130 is the source of this 327-nucleotide messenger RNA. RefSeq lists its product as hypothetical. NCBI's taxonomy places the organism in Eukaryota, Fungi, Basidiomycota, Agaricomycetes, Agaricales, Psathyrellaceae. The coding region runs from base 1 to 327 and encodes 108 amino acids. The transcript has 2 exons. The record is from RefSeq and is a predicted model, not a curated record.